This is a messenger RNA of Aspergillus fumigatus Af293, 1245 nucleotides long. RefSeq lists its product as uncharacterized. Lineage: Eukaryota; Fungi; Ascomycota; Eurotiomycetes; Eurotiales; Aspergillaceae. The coding region runs from base 1 to 1245 and encodes 414 amino acids. The transcript has a single exon. The record is from RefSeq and is a predicted model, not a curated record.
AUGAUGAAUGACCAAAUCAGAGAGGCAAUGACCUUAAUGUCCAAGCUGACGCUAGACCAGAUCGAGUCGGCAAUGGCAACCGGCAUUGCUACAACAGCAUCGCUCAAGAUUACGGAUAUCCUCGAUUCACCCGGCCCUGACUUCAGCGCCCAAGAUAUCGACGGACUGUACGACGCAUGGCAGCCGGAGCAGCACGCGCAUCUUCUUAAGCUUAUGCCUGCGUUAUAUCUUCGCCAGCAAGCCAGUUACACCAGGAUAGAACAGAUACUACAAUCACGCAGCCCGAAAGCCUACGACUUGUACAAAGUCUACCCCGAUGGCAAGAGAGGGUGGAUCGAGGUGCCCCAAACCACGAACCUGAAGGAUUUCACGCUCACCUCGUUUGAUGAGGAUUCGCUCGAGAAGUCCUUGAAGUCCUAUGAGGCUAUAUUGAAAGCGUCCCGAAAAAUUGGCAUACCGAAGACACCGGCGGACCUUGCCAAAGAAAAUGUGAAAGCCGACACCCUCAUGAAGACAGCCCUGCUGCGUAGGGCAGCCAGCAGUGCAGGAAUCAACCUGACGAUAACGGCUUUAUUCGACAUAAGACUGCUUAUUGACGGUGAUGUUAAGGCCUACCUUGUCAAAAUUGGAGUCAGUGGGUUGUAUGGUGGUGCCGUUUCGGGCUGCUCGGCUUGGAUUGAGCAUCCAUUUUUCGGCAACGGCGCCGUGCUAGGCGUUAUUGUUGGGUCGGCAUUCGGUGUCGUCAGCCUCGCGUGCACUGGGGACUGGGCCCGGUUUGGGAAGAAUGUUGGUCUGAACAUUGUUGGCUCGGUCGGGGGAUGGGCCGGGGCACAAGCUGGCGCAUGGGGUGGGACUGCGGUGGGCGGGCCGAUCGGCGGCGUAAUCGGAGCCAUCGUUGGAGGUUUCGCAGGAGGAAUUGCCGGGCGUUGGAUGGCAACCGCGACCACCAAUUUAGCGGAGGAGACCGACGUCGAGAUUGACGGUUACUAUGAGCGGGUGAAGGAGCAGUGGGAAAAAAUAGGGAUUCAGCCUGAUCCUUCACUGUCCCGGCGAGAGUUUGUCAAGGCUGUGUUGAAGCAGGGCAGCGAUCCAAACUCGAAGGCGGUCCUUGUUCAAAUGACAGGAUCCAUGGCUGCCGAUGUGAAAACCUUGCAGGACAGUCUUAUUGGCUGGCGAGAUGGAAAUCCAGACGGAUUUGAGGAAUUUCUGAAACGUUUACGUGAAGCGGUUGCAAGUAGGGAAUAA